GCUGCUUAUCUCCAGCUGCCGUUCUUCGCUGCUAAGUACCCCAAUUGCUUUGCGCUGCUGUUCCCUCUUUCACCUCCUUCUUCUCGUAACCCUCUUUCCACACUUCGUUUCAAAAUGACGCCAUCACCUUCGGAAGCGGUAGCGAAAGUUGCGCAGGCUGCUGCCGGCACCGAGUCGUCAGCAAAGGUGUACAAGAGAGAGUCCAACACAGCCAGAGUACUGGGAGCAGGAUGUGCGGGAAUUGCAGAACUCAUGGUGUUCCACCCUGUAGACACCACAGCGAAGCGACUGAUGAGCAACAUUGGCAAGAUCGAAUCCGCAUCACACUUGAACAAGGUUGUCUUUAGGGACGCGGCUUCGGCCUCCGUCUCUGGCCGAUUCCUCUCUCUGUUCCCUGGUCUCGGAUACGCAGCAGCCUACAAGAUCCUUCAACGUGUGUACAAGUUCGGUGGACAGCCGUUUGUCCGAGACUACCUUGCUCAGCACCACGGCGGAAGCUUCGAUCGCGCAUUCGGCAAGGGUAAUGGCAAGGCUAUCAUGCACGCGACUGCUGGUUCGAUUAUCGGUAUCGGUGAAAUCGUCCUCCUGCCUCUCGACGUACUCAAGAUUAAGCGACAAACAAACCCCGAAGCUUUCCGCGGACGUGGGUUGAUCAGGAUCAUCUCAGACGAAGGAUUCGGACUAUACCGUGGUUGGGGGUGGACAGCGGCACGUAACGCACCAGGCUCGUUUGCGCUGUUCGGUGGUUCCGCCGUAGCCAAGGAGUACUUGUACAAACUCACAGACUACAACUCGGCAUCAUGGUCGCAAAACUUUGUCGCGUCCAUCGCCGGUGCCAGCGCAUCCCUCGUCGUCUCUGCUCCUCUUGAUGUCAUCAAGACCCGUAUCCAGAACAGAAACUUCGAGAACCCCGAGAGCGGCUUCCGGAUCGUGUCCAACAUGAUGAAGCACGAGGGUCCCACUUCCUUCUUCAAGGGCCUGACACCAAAGCUGCUCAUGACUGGCCCCAAGCUCGUCUUCUCCUUCUGGUUGGCACAAACGCUGAUCCCUGCAUUCGGAAAGAUUAUGUAAAAUUGCGUUGGAUCUGUGCUGAUGAUAACUGUAUUAUAUGGGAAGCUUGGGGUUACAGGUGCUUUAUAUUUGGCAGGCUGGGCUACGUCCAAGGCAACGACGUGCGAAGAGCGCAUACUAAUGCGAACGAACUACACAUUCUCCAUUCCA
Molecule: messenger RNA, 1221 nt
Organism: Pyrenophora tritici-repentis Pt-1C-BFP
Lineage: Eukaryota; Fungi; Ascomycota; Dothideomycetes; Pleosporales; Pleosporaceae
Product: Mito-carr domain containing protein
Cellular component (GO): mitochondrion
Molecular function (GO): guanine nucleotide transmembrane transporter activity; GTP binding; GTPase activity
Source: RefSeq, a predicted model, not a curated record